Lates calcarifer (barramundi perch) is the source of this 666-nucleotide messenger RNA. Its product is annotated as protein FAM180A. The coding region runs from base 113 to 607 and encodes 164 amino acids. The transcript is spliced from 3 exons. The record is from RefSeq and is a predicted model, not a curated record. Lineage: Eukaryota; Metazoa; Chordata; Actinopteri; Centropomidae.
ACGCAUGGUAUUCGGUCUCAGUUUCCUCUGCCUAGAUUCACAAAAGUGGACGAGGGAGAGCUGAGGUGAGAGGGAUGCGGUGGAUUGUCUGUUGGUAAAAAUCAAGAGAAAAAUGACCACGAAAAUACAGCUUAAAAUCUGCCUCCAGGUCCUUUUAUGGCUUUGGUCUGAACAAGUGCUGCAAGAUGUGGCUGCAGGAAUAAGUCCAACUUCUCAAAUGACUGACUCAUCAGUCUCUGAUGCAAACCUGAUGUUUGAGCUUUUGCUGGGUGGGGUAGAGAUCGACCGGGACAAUAACAUCAUCCUGCUCGAUAAGGAGAUGGCAUCGAUGAGGCUGGGGCGGUCGUUCCUGUCUCAGAUCAAUGACAACAUUCCCAGACGUCUGAGCUCCAUGGUACAGAUGGUGACCACGAUGGAAAGGCAGCAGAGGAGGCUGCUGACUAAGAAGCAGUUUGAGAGUCUGGUCCUGAGCAUGGUGUACUCUGCCCACCAGGCCUGGCAUCAGCAGAGGGAAGAGGAGCAGGAAGCCUGGGGCGGAGUGCUCCUCCAGCUGGUGAAUGUUACGGUCCACGACCUACGAGGAAAUUAUCUCUUCAGCUACGCUUAAUAUUCUGACUGCCUGUUUGUAUGAAACAAAGGAGCAUGCAAUAAAUCGCUUGCUUUAAA